Messenger RNA from Spea bombifrons (plains spadefoot toad), 1410 nucleotides. RefSeq lists its product as uncharacterized. The transcript has 4 exons. NCBI's taxonomy places the organism in Eukaryota, Metazoa, Chordata, Amphibia, Anura, Pelobatidae. The coding region runs from base 1 to 1410 and encodes 469 amino acids. The record is from RefSeq and is a predicted model, not a curated record.
AUGCUAAGCUUAGGAGCCCACGACAGCUGCCAGUUGACCCCUUUUAAUAGCCACUAUAGUCCAGAGGUGGAGGCCCAAACAGCUGCUGAUGCAGACCUCUCCCCCAAUGCUCCCCCUGUAGGCCUUUGCUCCACCUGCUAUUGGAGAGCACAGGAAUAUGAUGUCAUGUUCCCAGCGGCAAGUGAGACUAUUUUGUUUACUGUGCAUGAAGAUGAUACAGUCCGAGCUGGGCUGCCACCAAAACAUUUCAAGGAAAGCUAUGCUGAAAGAGCAGCUGUUUUAGGGAAAUUUCAAGGCGUCAGUAAAAUUGCUUUCAGUCCUAAAGGGGAUCUGUAUGCUGUCCGUGGUAAUGAUCUGUACGUGGGACCUAUGCCUUCAGCUGGGCAUGAGGACUGGUUCUCUUCUGCCAAAAGAGUGGGUAAAGUUGACUGGAAUGAUUCUCGGCUUCUCUUCUUCCAUCCCAAUGGGGAACUCUACGUGGUAACAACUGAUGGGAUGCUUUACAAAGGCCCAGCUCCAGAUAAUGAACAUGUCUCCUGGUUUUAUGGAACAGCCACCAAGAUAGGGGAUGGAGGGUGGGAAAGUUUUGAUAUUGUUUUCUUUGACCCAAAAGGCAUGAUGCAUGCGGUGGUCAACGAUGGCAAGCUGUUAAAGAGAAGUCCACCAACCUCAGUCUAUGACGAAUGGCGUGAAACAAGCGCCGUAAUUGGUAGUUCAGGGUGGCGUAGAUAUGCCCAUUUUAUGGCUUUCACUCCAGAUGGAAAAAUGUGGUGUGUUGAGACCGAUGAGGGGAAGAUAUACUAUGCAGAUCCGCCAGUCGAAGGAAGUGGCAUAUAUUCUGGAGUUAAUGUAGGAAUAGGAUAUACAAGUUUUCGAUUACUUGCUUUCACUUCAGAUAAAACAAUCCAGAAAAUGAUAAGCUUCGAAUUCCUGCCUGAUUUGGGUAAAACCGUUUCACAAAGCCUUGAAAUCGUUAAGGAUGAAACUUAUCGGAACUCAAAGAGCUCAGUUCCAUUAAAACACACCUUUACGUUUCAGAAAACCAUGAGGGAGUCAAGUUCAUUUUCGCAUGACUACGGGCUCACAGCAUCAGCUGGUACUGAAAUCACAUUUAAAGCAGGAAUUCCAAAAAUUACUGAAGAAGGAAUAAAAAUUACUGUCGAUGUGAGCACAACCAACACAUGGAAUUUCACAAAGAGCAAUGAAACUGAGGUCUCCUUUUCAACAAGCACCGAUGUGGAGGUACCAGGUGGGAAGUCCAUCCGUAUUAUAGCGUCAGUCGUGAAAGCAGAAAUGGAAGUACCCUAUCGGGCCAAGGUCCGCACUGUAUUUGGCUAUGAAUCAACCAUCGAGGGCACGUGGAGAGGAGUCUCACACUUUAAUCUGACGGUUGAACAAGAAGACAUAUGA